Eublepharis macularius is the source of this 2763-nucleotide messenger RNA. It is a transcript of the gene ZNF710, whose product is annotated as zinc finger protein 710. The coding region runs from base 181 to 2148 and encodes 655 amino acids. Lineage: Eukaryota; Metazoa; Chordata; Lepidosauria; Squamata; Eublepharidae. The record is from RefSeq and is a predicted model, not a curated record. The transcript is spliced from 5 exons.
AGCCCACCGCGCAGCCAGCCAGCCAGCCAGCGGCGCCCGGAGCCGGAGCCGCCCCAGGAGGCCAGGCCGGGCGAGGCGAGGCGAGCCCCGCCGGCCGGCCGGCCUCCCGUCCCCGAAGUAGGCUUGCCCGCCCCCUCGCCAAGCCUCUUCGCCGGCCCCAGGACACUGAAGCUCUGCUUGAUGGUGUGCAAUAUGGACCGGUUUGCCGACUCUGGAACACAGACAGAGGCUGUUGUGGUUUUGUCUCUGGCCCAAGCUGCAGUCCUUGGCUUGGUGACUGAGAACGAGGUGUUCGGUGCUACGGUCAGUCCCGGAGGCUUUUUUCCAGGCUUUGCUAGCGAGCUGGAUGACGCUGCAACGGUUGAGCCAGAGCAACUGGGCAAGGACUGUGCCCAGGAGAGCGAGGGCCGCGGGCCGGCAGACCUGCCUGAGGAGGAGGGCCUGGAGGCAGAGACGCUCUUUGGGAAACAUGCCCGGAGGAGGAAGCGCCCCCCCGUGAGGCUGGUGCCCAAAGUGAAGCACGAGAAAAGGGAGGGGGAGCAGAGCGAGGUGGGGGCCGAGUCGGCCGUCCCAAGUGAAGACAAAGAGCAGCCAGAUAGCCCUGCUGUGGGUGUGGAAGAGCCCAGCCAUGAGCAAGCUGUCCAGAGCAGCACCACCAAAAUGAUUGAUCUCAGCACGUUCAGCCGGAAGCCACGGCGCCUCCGGCCCCUACGAAGGCCCCCACGCCAUGAACUGUCCCCUGCAGAGCUCCAGGAGAGCCCCCCCAGUCCGCCUCUGGCCAGUGCACCAGAGAGUGUAGAGGCCCUGCCCAGUGACUAUGGCUUCCAGGGCAAUAUGCCUGCCUUGAGCCAUGCAGAGGAGCACACGCUGGACUCGCUCCCAGAGCAUGACAAGAGUAAGCCAGGCUUUGCGUGGCAGGAGCCCCUGGACUUCGAGGCAGAGUCCCACGGCGAACACAGCAAGAAGGCCCAGCUGGACCGCUUGGACAUCAACGUGCAGAUUGACGACUCGUACCUGGUGGAGAAGCGGUGGCAGUGCCGCCUGUGCGAGAAGUCGUAUACCUCCAAGUACAACCUGGUGACGCACAUCCUGGGCCACAAUGGCAUCAAACCCCACUCCUGCCCGCACUGCAGCAAGCUCUUCAAGCAGCCUAGCCACCUGCAGACCCACCUGCUCACCCACCAGGGCACCCGGCCCCACAAGUGCCAGGUGUGCCACAAGGCCUUCACCCAGACCAGCCACCUCAAGCGCCACAUGCUCCUGCACUCCGACAUCAAGCCCUACAGCUGCCGCUUCUGUGGCCGAGGCUUUGCCUACCCCAGUGAGCUAAAGGCCCACGAAGGCAAGCAUGAAAGUGGGCGCUGCCAUGUCUGCGUGGAGUGCGGCCUGGAUUUCUCCACUCUCCCCCAGCUGAAGCGCCACCUGGCUACACAUCAGGGGCCCACCCUCUACCCCUGCCCAGAGUGCAACAAAGCCUUCCACUAUCGCAGCCAGCUGCAGAACCACAUGCUCAAGCACCAGAACGUGCGCCCCUUUGUCUGCACUGAAUGUGGCAUGGAGUUUAGCCAGAUCCACCAUCUCAAGCAGCACUCGCUGACCCAUAAGGGCGUGAAAGAAUUCAAGUGUGAAGUGUGUGGCCGGGAGUUCACGUUGCAGGCAAACAUGAAGCGGCACAUGCUGAUCCAUACCAGCGUGCGCCCCUACCAGUGCCACAUCUGCUUCAAGACUUUUGUGCAAAAGCAGACACUCAAGACCCACAUGAUUGUGCAUUCGCCAGUCAAGCCGUUCAAGUGCAAGGUGUGUGGGAAAUCUUUCAACCGCAUGUACAACCUGCUGGGCCACAUGCACCUCCACGCGGGCAGCAAGCCCUUCAAGUGCCCUUAUUGCUCCAGCAAGUUCAACCUGAAGGGGAACCUCAGCCGCCACAUGAAGGUCAAGCACGGUGUGAUGGACAUUGGCCUGGACAGCCAAGAUCCCAUGCUGGAGUUGACCACUGGAGACCACACGGACCUGGAUGGGCAGCAGGAGAUGGAUGACUACGAGGAGGAGGAGAAUCCCUAUGAGUACGGGGUGGGGGGGAACCCCACGAGUGAGUCAGCCUUGGCAGAGCAAGCCAUGAAGGAAAUGGCCUAUUACAGCAUGCUGUAGUGGGCUGGAGGGCGGGUGCUGGGCUUGGCGAGGAAGAGCCACCAGUGCCCCCGUCUGGGUUUUGCUGGGCAGGAACCGCUUCUGAGCGGUGGAGGGGGGCACUUUGCCCCCAUAGCUCCAGCUCCUCUGCAUUGGCCGUGGACCCCUCUGAGAGUCCCUUUAGCGAGAGACUCUUCUCCUCCCACUGGAAUGGGCCUUUUGUCUUACUACCUCCCAGAGCCUCCCGCAACAGCAAAGCCCCUCUCUGCAUCAGUACCAGGAGGAGCAGCUGGUCCCAGGGAGGGUUCGAGGCAGACCAAGGCCGGCAACAAAAGGCUCCAGGGGUGCCCCUCUCCCACCCCAAGCUGCCAGGUCGUGCAGCUCUCCCUUAUGAACUACCUCUGCCCCACACCAAAAAAGAAGUGGUCCUAGGGCAGUGGGCUUGCCCAAAGGCCUGUGGAGCAAGAGAGCACCCCUGCCCUGUCCCUUUGAUGGCAAAACUGCUGUACCGAAGAGGAUGUCGCUCAGUGAAAUUAUAGCAUCAUCUCCACGAAAUGGACCAUUGCCCCACAUGUGCAUAGAUCUACUGUGUUUAUUUUCCUGUUCUGAAGAAGUUCGGCAAUAAAGGAAUAGUCU